AUACAAUCUUGACUUAAUGGAAAGUAUAAAACCAGGCUCCUUCUUGAACUUCACAAAAUCUUCCUCUGAGAUUCUGAAGGCAACCAUUUGAAAACCAAGUUUCAUCAUGGCAAUGCUGAGAAGUCUUCUGCUUCUUUUCAUUGUGUUCUCCAUUGGGAAAGCAGAAGUAAAAAAAUGUCCCUAUGGAUGGACACAUUUUGGAGUCCGAUGCUACAAGUUCUUCUCUCAGGCUGUCAACUGGGUCACAGCAGAGAGGAAAUGCCAAAGUCUAGAUGCAAAUCUCGCAUCUGUACAUAGUAAAAUAGAACAUGAUUUUCUCCUGAGUCUGUUGCCUUCUACCACACAAUGUUGGAUUGGUACUCAUGAUGCUGAACAAGAAGGAGAGUGGUUGUGGACUGAUGGUACUCCAUUUGACUUCACCUACUGGGCCCCUGGACAACCUGACAAUAAGAAAACUGAGAACUGUGGGGAGCUCACCUACAACUACUAUGGAGAUUCCUAUGACCGUUGGAAUGACUUACCCUGUUUAACCCAACAGGGUUAUGUUUGUGCUAAAUACCUGUGAGAUCACAUGCAGUCAUCCUGCUCCAUGGUUACUACAUCCUGCUCCAUGUAGUGAUUUUACUACAUUUACAUGUUCUGAUCUUAUCUUUACUAGUGUUAUUCUAAAACUAAACUUUUCUUAAAUAUUUUAUCAACUUGAUUCUCUUCUAAAUACUGAAACACUCCUCAAAUCAAUAAAUGCAUUUAAAAAAAAAACUGUUUU
Molecule: messenger RNA, 766 nt
Organism: Carassius gibelio (silver crucian carp)
Lineage: Eukaryota; Metazoa; Chordata; Actinopteri; Cypriniformes; Cyprinidae
Product: galactose-specific lectin nattectin-like
Exons: 6
Coding region: 107-565 (152 amino acids)
Molecular function (GO): signaling receptor activity
Source: RefSeq, a predicted model, not a curated record